Malania oleifera is the source of this 3832-nucleotide messenger RNA. Its product is annotated as alpha-aminoadipic semialdehyde synthase. Bases 480 to 3644 code for a protein of 1054 amino acids. Gene Ontology annotation, cellular component: cytoplasm. The record is from RefSeq and is a predicted model, not a curated record. Gene Ontology annotation, molecular function: saccharopine dehydrogenase activity. The transcript has 25 exons. NCBI's taxonomy places the organism in Eukaryota, Viridiplantae, Streptophyta, Magnoliopsida, Santalales, Ximeniaceae.
UUUUAUUUUUUGGCUGGAUUCUUUCCUCCAUUCUGCCUAGUCGCCGUUCUUCCACGCCGAUCAGUCCUCCAUUCUGUUCGUGAACUCUAGCCUACAUCUCAAACCUAGACCGUCCGUCAUCUAGUUAUCAUCGACUGCAGAGGCUUUUACGACAAGUGAACUCCAUUACCUGACGUUCAAAAACUCAUCCACGAUCCCUCGAGACAAUAGAAACUCAUUUCCUCACCCCUCGCGACGAUCGAAAUAAUAGUCUCGACCAUCAGACUAGUCGCGAGAAAAACCCUAACCUUGCGAACCAUUUUCUUGUCAGUCUACAAUCGCUGCCUCUGCUCCACGAGCCAGAGUAGUCGCCAUUUCAAUCUGGCAGCCUGCGAACACCAUCAAUUUCUCUCGCUACACCCGGAAAACCAUCAUCCUUGUCAUUGAAAUCCUUUGACUGCCAUUCUUCUACUUUUAAAGACAAAACAGGUACAGAUAUCAUGCUUGGGAAUGGCAUUGUUGGAAUUCUUUCAGAGUCUUCAAACAUGUGGGAAAGAAGGGUACCUCUAACUCCUUCACACUGUGCUCGACUCCUUCAUGGUGGUAGAGGUAAAACUGGAGUGGCUCGUAUAGUUGUGCAGCCAUCCACAAAGCGCAUCUUUCAUGAUGCACUUUAUGAGGAUGUUGGUUGCGAGAUAUCUGAUGACUUGUCAGAGUGUGGUCUCAUAUUGGGUAUUAAACAACCAAAGUUGGAUAUGAUUCUUCCUGAAAGAGCUUAUUCCUUCUUCUCCCACACUCACAAGGCGCAGCAGGAAAACAUGCCUUUAUUAGAUAAGAUCUUAGCUGAAAAGGUGUCUUUGUAUGAUUAUGAACUUAUUGUUGGGGACCAUGGCAAAAGGUUACUUGCAUUUGGAAAAUUCGCUGGCAGAGCUGGACUAAUUGACUUCUUGCAUGGAUUAGGAAUACGGUAUUUGAAUCUUGGAUAUUCGACACCUUUCCUUUCACUUGGUGCAUCUUAUAUGUAUUCUUCCUUGGCUGCUGCCAAGGCUGCGGUGAUUUCUGUUGGUGAAGAAAUAGCAACUAUGGGACUGCCAUUGGGAAUCUGCCCUAUGGUCUUUGUGUUCACUGGUUCAGGGAAUGUUUCUCUUGGUGCACAAGAGAUAUUUAAGCUUCUUCCUCACACUUUUGUCGAUGCAAGCAAACUCCCAGAACUAUUUGGAAUGGCUGGGGACCUUACUCAACAUGCUAGAAGGUCAAAGAGAGUCUUCCAAGUGUAUGGUUGUGUCGUGACUUCUCAAGACAUGGUUAAACACAAAGAUGGGACAACAGUAUUUGAUAAAGCAGACUACUAUGCACAUCCAGAACACUACAAACCCAUUUUCCAUGAAAAAAUAGCACCCUAUGCAUCUUUCAUUGUCAAUUGCAUGUAUUGGGAGAGACGAUUCCCCCAGUUGCUGACCACCAAGCAGCUUCAGGAUCUUAUGACAAAUGGAUGCCGACUUGUAGGAAUCUCUGAUAUAACUUGUGAUGUGGGAGGUUCAAUAGAGUUUGUUAAUCAAACCACAUCACUUGAUUCACCAUUUUUCAGAUAUGAUCCUUUUUCUGAUUCCUGCCAUCAUGAUAUGGAGGGAAAUGGUGUUAUAUGUUCAGCUGUGGACAUUCUUCCAACAGAGUUUGCGAAAGAGGCUUCACGGCAUUUUGGAGACAUUCUAGCUCAAUUUAUUGUCAGUUUGGCUUCUGUGAAAGAUAUUAUCGAAUUACCAGAAUACUUAAGGAGAGCUUGUAUAGCACAUAGAGGAGCACUUACUUCCUUGUAUGAAUAUAUUCCUCGUAUGAGAAACUCUAAGUCUGAAGAAUUGUCAGAUAGCUGUGCCCAUUUUCACUCCAGUACAAAGAAAUACAGUGUACUGGUUUCUUUGAGUGGUCAUUUAUUUGACCAAUUUCUAAUAAAUGAGGCUUUGGAUAUUAUUGAAGCAGCAGGCGGUUCUUUUCACUUGGUUAAGUGCCAACUGGGUCAAAGUGCAAGCUCUGUGUCAUAUUCAGAACUUGAAGUUAGUGCAUAUGAUGGUGCAGUCCUAGACCAAAUUAUCGAUUCACUAUCAUGUAUUGCUAAUACAAGUGAAAAUCAUAGAUUUCGGAAUACGGAAAUCACUAGGAUUUCACUGAACUUCUGUAAUGUCAAGGAGAGUAGCACUGAUAAGGGACAUGGCACAGAAAUGAAGACUAAGGUUUUAAUUAUUGGUGCUGGCCGGGUCUGUCGACCAGCUGCAGAACUGUUAGCAUCGUUUGGAAGAGUUUCGUCUCGCCAGUGGUUUGAAAGAUUCUUAGAAAAUGAUUUUGAUGAGAAAAAUGAUGUUCAAGUUGUUGUUGCGUCUCUCUACCUAAAAGAUGCAGAAGAGGUAAUUGAAGGAAUUCCUAAUGCAAUGGCAAUUCAGCUUGAUGUGACAGAUCAUGAAUGCCUUUGCAAAUAUGUUUCGCAGGUUAAUGUUGUAAUAAGUUUACUGCCAGCUAGUUGUCACACAAUUGUUGCAAAUGCAUGUAUUGAGUCCAGGAAGCAUCUUGUUACUGCUAGCUACGUUGAUGAUUCCAUGUCAAUUCUAGAUUCAGAGGCAAAAGUUGCUGGUGUUACAAUUCUCGGUGAGAUGGGCUUGGAUCCUGGAAUAGAUCAUAUGAUGGCAAUGAAGAUGAUCAAUCAAGCACAUGUCCGAGGGGGAAGAAUAAGGUCUUUUACUUCUUAUUGUGGAGGACUCCCAUCCCCUGCAGCUGCAAAUAACCCAUUGGCAUAUAAAUUCAGUUGGAGCCCUGCAGGAGCUAUUCGAGCUGGGCGCAAUCCUGCUAUUUAUAAAUUGCAUGGAGAAACUAUACAUGUCAAUGGGAACAAGCUUUAUGAUUCAGCUUUUAGACUACGCAUACCUGACUUUCCAGCUUUCGCAUUGGAGUGUCUUCCCAAUCGUAAUUCUUUAGUAUAUGGAAAUCUAUAUGGAAUAGAGCAUGAAGCAUCCACCAUCUUCCGUGGAACCCUCCGGUAUGAAGGGUUUGGCAAAAUUAUGGCGACACUUGCCAGCAUUGGUUUCUUUGAUAUUGACGAUCAUCCAAUUCUUAAACAUGGUAAGAAACCCACAUUCAAAACGUUCCUCCUUGAACUUCUCAAAAUCAAAAGGGAGGACUCUAGGGGAACUGUGGUUGGAGAGGAGGAUAUCACACAAAGGAUCAUUACACUAAGAGCUUGCCAAGAGCAAGAAACUGCAAUUAAAGCAGCCAAAGUUAUCAUGUUUUUGGGACUUUACGAGCAGAUAGAAAUCCCAGCACCCUGCCGUAGUGCGUUUGAUGUAACCUGUUUCUGCAUGGAAGAAAAAUUAGCAUACAACAGCACAGAACAGGACAUGGUGCUUUUGCAUCACGAAGUGGAAGUAGAUUUCCCAGAUGGACGACCUUCAGAGAGCCAUAGGGCUACUUUAUUGGAAUUUGGGAGGACCAAUAAUGGGAAAUCAACAACGGCCAUGGCUCUCACUGUCGGGAUUCCAGCGGCAAUAGGGGCACUGCUUUUACUUGGAGACAAGAUCAAGACAAGGGGUGUUGUACGACCCAUUGAACCCGAGGUGUAUGUGCCAGCACUGGAUAUUUUACAAGCUUAUGGUUUCAAUGUCAUGGAGAAGAGCGGGUGAUAUACCAAUUAAUUCAUGUUUAAUUGCAGAUUUUUUACUUUGCCGUUCUAGAAGUUGUCAUUUUUUUCCCCCUUUUUCCAUUCCCAUCGCGUGGCAAAUUGAUGAAAACAAGAAAAACGUUUGUUGAUUAUGUAAUGGUUUGAUUCAAUCUAGAUCAUUAAUGGCAGAAAAAACCAGAUUAUUGUUCA